AUGGCCAAUUCACCUUCGCACUCGUCGACUCAUUCGAUGUCCUCGAGUAACCUUCAGCCUCCGAGUAUAACCGACCAGAAGCGGCAGAGAAGAAUGACCAGUCCGUCUUCGAUGUCCUUGACUCUGCCUGAAAAAUCUCCCAGUCAAUCGUCGUCAGGACGACCACCAUCGCCUCUUCGCAACCAGUUCAUCCCGAACACGUUCACAGGCAUCGAUGCCGAAUCCGAAGACGGAGAUGAAGAUGACGACGAUGAAGAUGGGCAAUGGAUGCGCUCGCCCUCUCCGACGUCCUCCGUGUCUCAAUUUGCAGCCAACUGGGCGAAUCGAGUAGGAAAUCUUGUUAGUGGUAUCGCGCCCCGGUCUCCCGGUAGCAUGCCCACGGACGCCGAAAUUGAGGCAGAAGCUGAAAGAGAGCGCGAACGUGGCCGCAGGGAGGCCGAGCGAAUUUUAACAGAGGAAGCUGCUGGUCGCAAAAUGGUGGAAGACCGCGUUUUGGCUAUGUUAGAAUCGACGCGGUCUCUUCCUCCUCCUCCGUCUCGUUCACAGACAAUGCCGGCCUCCAAUCCUCCAUCUCCAUCCGCGUCCCAAAAAGAGAGUAUGGGCUGGUGGACAGCGGCGAAGAAUCGGCUUACACCGACCAAGGAACUCACGCCUGCGCAGCAGGUGAUACAGGACACCAAAGCACGGGAUAAGGAGCAGAAGAGGAACAGUAAGGGAAAGGAGAAGGAGAAAGAGAAAGGCUGGCCGGCUAACACGCAGACCAAGUAUUCCGAUCCUGCGUACCUGAACCUCAAUGCUCCCACUACACCACCCCGACGACCUAUACCUGUCUCGCCCAAUGUUUCUCCGACGCCUUCUCGUCCAAGCGCUACUAUUAUGCCUCCUAAUCUAACACCGUCGCCUAUGCGACAUACUGACUCUGGAUCAUCACCGUCUCGAGAAGCGCCUCCUCUUUACGCGCAGUUCGAUGCUGAAGGUACACUUGAUGUACAUGUUACCCUUCUCACCAUCGCAAAGCGAUUUGAGAAACUGGAGAAAUGGACUGUUGGUCACGUUCGAGCUUUGGAGGAACGUAUGAGCGACGUCGAGCGAUGGCUGGUUGAUAAGGAGAAGGAAAAAGACGAAGCUUCUGUCCAUGAGCCCCCGGUUCCGGCUCCCAAUUGUGAUAAAGAAAUGCAAGAGCUCCGUGAUGAAAUGACUGAAAUUCAGAGUCGCGUAGGGGAACUUGGAAGGGAGAUGGCGAAAUUGGCAACUGCGCCCGCCAAUCUCUCUUCCGUACCCUCACGCCAAUCGGCAGAAAUAUCCAUUGCACCACAAACUACAUCAUCUAGGGUCGUUCAAGGAAAUUCCUAUCCAACACCUGCUAUGAAUACCCCAAAUCACGGUCGAUACCCGUCUGGAACAGUUCUUCAGACCAGUCCGCCCUUGGGAUCAUCCAAGAGCUCCGUCAGCCGUCUCCCUUACCCAACAGGCGACUAUGCCUCCCCUCCUCCAAACACUGUCACUUCCUUCUCGCCUCCUCAUUCACCCCCUUCAGCUUCCCGUACCCGACCUCUUUCCAUUUCUGGUCUUCCUCCAGUCGGGGUGGGUUUAGGCAUUAGCACAGCGGCUACCGCUAGUCACUCACCCUCCCCCUCGCCUUCGCCUUAUUCAUCUGCUUUAUCGUCGGCUCAACCUGCCUCUCGUUCUUCAAGCCCAGCACCAAAGAACCUACCACCUCCCCCUGGAUCACGCAGACCCAGUUACAGCCCAACCCCAGCUCCCCGAAAACGAUACACCGUCGCACUAGGCGAACCCAUCACGUCCCCUCCAGAGGAACAGGAACGGUCCGACGGCCCAUCCUCAUCCGCCUCAUCCUCCAUUGGCAGAGCUUACUUCUCAAGCUCCCCCAAGGCUGUCAGCGAUGAGGAAGAGUUCCAAGAAGAGACCAUCGGCAAGUCCAGCGCUUCGAGGAUACUUGGAAGCAACACCGGUUCUAAUUCUGCGCCUGCGUCACCCCCGAAUGCGGAUCGACGCAUUCGGGCACAGUCGACGUAUGGGUUCUCCUCACUACAAGCCCCGCAGGCGUCCAUAUCGCCAUUAAAGCCGAAAUUGCGGUCGCGGUCGACUGAGCGUAGCCCCGUGCCGACGCCCCCUGCACCAGGCAAGUUUGUGGAUCCGUAUGUGUUGAGGCAGCAGAGUAUGAAUGCGAGCAAGAUUGCUACCCCCAAGCCAGUUGGGAAGGUCCCGAUUGGGCAGCUCGUUGCGUUUUUUGAUGGGGAGAAGAAGUAA
Desarmillaria tabescens is the source of this 2271-nucleotide messenger RNA. RefSeq lists its product as uncharacterized. NCBI's taxonomy places the organism in Eukaryota, Fungi, Basidiomycota, Agaricomycetes, Agaricales, Physalacriaceae. The record is from RefSeq and is a predicted model, not a curated record. The transcript is spliced from 2 exons. Bases 1 to 2271 code for a protein of 756 amino acids.